Eucalyptus grandis is the source of this 2393-nucleotide messenger RNA. Its product is annotated as poly(A) polymerase I. The transcript has 14 exons. The coding region runs from base 145 to 1743 and encodes 532 amino acids. Gene Ontology annotation, biological process: RNA processing. The record is from RefSeq and is a predicted model, not a curated record. Gene Ontology annotation, molecular function: RNA binding; nucleotidyltransferase activity. NCBI's taxonomy places the organism in Eukaryota, Viridiplantae, Streptophyta, Magnoliopsida, Myrtales, Myrtaceae.
UUCAAUCCUACCAAAAAGCCGCCACCGCUGCUUCGCCCUCGCUCGCUCCUCUCUCCGGCGUCGGGCCACCGAUUUUUCGAUCGGCGAAAGACCCCCCCGGGGCAACGUCCAUGACAUGGUGAAUUGCCCACUCGGCACUCAUCGAUGGCGCUCGCUGCCCUCGGCUUCGCCUGCACCAUCUCGCGCGUUUCGCUCUACCGCCAUCGCCCUCUCAUCUUCUGCAUCUCCAAGGUGGGAAGCAGCAGCAGCAGCUGCUCCGUUGCAGUCGAACCGUCGGGCUUUGUAGAGGAGAAGGGGACGGAAAAUGCUGGUCAUUUGAUAGGAGAGGUAGACAGGGACAGCAGCCAGGCACCUCAAUGGAAGAAGCUGAGUUCUGUGGAGCUUGGCAUCAGGAGUUCGAUGAUUUCGAAGCCCACGAGAGUAGUUCUGAAUGCGUUAAAGAAAAAAGGUUAUGAGGUAUAUCUGGUCGGAGGCUGCGUACGGGAUCUUAUUUUGAAGAGAACUCCAAAAGACUUUGACAUUAUAACCUCAGCUGAGCUCAAGCAGGUACGAAAUACCUUUUCAAGAUGUGAAGUUAUUGGCCGACGGUUUCCAAUAUGCCAUGUGCAUGUCGAUGAAACUAUCAUUGAGGUUUCCAGCUUUAGCACCUCUGGAAGAAACUCUUUUGGGGGGCUCAGAAACAAUGUCAAGAGACCUCCCGGCUGUGGUGAACGGGAUUUUAUGCGAUGGAAGAAUUGCCUUAAGCGGGAUUUCACGGUCAAUGGAUUAUUCUUUGAUCCCUAUGCGAAGAUAAUAUAUGAUUAUGUUGGGGGAAUGGAAGAUAUUAAGAAAGCUAAAGUGCGAACAGUAAUACCUGCAAAUCUUUCAUUUGUGGAAGACUGUGCUCGCAUUUUACGUGCAUUUAGAGUCGCUUCCCGUUUGGGAUUUCGUUUUACUAGAGAAAUAGCUCUUUCUCUGAGGGUCUUAUACCGUUCUGUGUUGAGACUUGACAAGGGCAGAAUUCUCAUGGAGGUGAAUUAUAUGUUGGCAUUUGGAUCAGGGGAAGCUUCUUUGAGAUUGUUAUGGAGAUUUGGACUUCUAGAAUUGCUUUUACCCUUCCAAGCAUCGUACUUUGUUUCCCAACGUUUCAAGAGACGCGAUAAAGGAUCAAACUUGCUCCUGUCACUCUUUGCCAGCCUUGAUAAAGUGGUAGGACCCGAUCGACCAUGUCAUAGUAGCUUAUGGUUAGCUAUAUUGGCAUUUCAUAAGGCUCUUGUUGAUAAACCACGGGACCCUUUGAUUGUUGCUGCAUUCAGCAUUGCUCUCCAUAGCAGUGGUUCUUUGUUGGAAGCUAUAGAAAUAGCCAGAGGAAUCAAUCAACCACAUGACUCCAGUUAUAUGGAGCUUCAGGAAUCUCCGGUGCUUCUCUCAAAACUUGCAAUGAGGGAUGAAGUUGUUGAUCUUGCUGCAUCAAUCAAGGACAUAUUAUUCAAGAUGACUAGUGUACGUUAUGUUUCCCAAGCAAUGAGCAUGUACCCCCAGGCACCUCGCACUGAUUUGGUUUUUGUUCCGGAGGCCUUGCUACAAAGGACAUGCAGGAUAUUUGAUUGUGUCCGUAGGGGCAUGGAGCGGGGAACUGUGCCUAGGCAGUUAAAAAUUGACUAUGAUUCCCUGUCAUCGGGGAGCUUGGAAGAGGUUCGUCGUACAUUGGCAAGGAUUGUUUUUGACACAGUGUAUCCAAAAAAGAGAAGAGAACGUUCUUGAGGUACACAGCUCUCUACUGUUAUUUUCUCCUCUGGACAAUAUAUCUGUGGACAUUGAUUAUCAGUGGCCCUUCAAAACAAACUCAAAGGAUGACACAUUGCAAGUUGCUGGAAAGGGCAUCUCGUUGCUCGAGGUCCCCACAUUAUAUGGCAAGUUGCUACCUUAGGAAGUUUUUGUCAUGUUAAAGAAUAGAUUUGUCUUAUGCAUCUAAAGUCCAAAUUCAUGGAUACUUUGAUGUGUUGGUAACCUCUGAAGGAUCAGAAUAAGAUGCGGUGGUUCAGCAUUAAGUGGUUUACUGAAGAACAGUGAUCAUUUCCGGGAUUGUAUGCUCCCCUGGAGAAUGCUGGGAACAGAUAGAGAAACAAAGCAUAUUGUCAUGGGAAACAUUUUUUACAGUGAACAAGUCAUGUAUACUUUAUAUGGUUCUGUUACUCUUAUUGCAUCGAAUGUGAGCUGUCCAUCAGAAUAGUUAGAAGAACAUUGAUUUGUACCCUCUUUCAUUCAUGUUCCGCUUCUGCCUGACGUGAAUCAGCGCAGGUCUAGAUGAAUUUUUGCCCUCAGUAUAUACCAGGAUUUGUAACAUAAAAACAGUUAAGAUGUUGAGAGAAUUUCCACUGCUAGAUAUUAAAUCAGUAGAGCUGUCUCCAGAA